AUGGCUGGUAAAUCUUUGCCUUUCGAAUCCCUUUUAUCAUUUUUUUCAAGAAUACUUCUAAGAAGGUUAAGAAAAUCACCACAUCUUCAUAGAAAGGUGAGUAUUAACACUACACAAGCAAAGUUAAGGAAAUAUCCUUCACUAAGUCAAAGAUCUGUUGAUCAAGUUGUAUCCAAGAACCAAACUUUGAUCUUUGAUAUGGAAGGAUCACUAUUGAAAUCUUCAUCAAUGUUUCCUUACUUCAUGUUAGUAGCAUUUGAAGCUAGUGGUAUAUUCAGGGCACUGCUUUUGUUACUAAUGUACCCUAUCAUGUGUUUAGUUGAUGAAGAAAUGAGUCUAUCAAUCAUGGUUAUGGUUUGUUUCUUUGGUAUUAAAGAAAAAAGCUUCAGAGCUGGUAGAGCUGUUUUACCCAAGUUUUUCUUAGAAGAUGUUGGACUUGAAGGGUUUGGUGUUUUAAUGAGAGGAGGUAAAAAAGUGGGUGUUAGUGAUUUCCCAAGAGUAAUGGUGGAAAGUUUUCUUAAAGAGUAUUUGGAGAUCGAUGUUGUUGUUGGCAGAGAGUUGAAAACUUUCUAUGGGUAUUAUCUUGGUUUAAUGCAAGAUAAGAAGAAAUCCAGUGGUCUUGUUUUUGAUGAAAUCUUUGGUACUCAUGAAGAUAGAUUGAUGAUGGGCAACAAUGUUAUUGGCAUUGGAAGUUUCAAUAAACCUAUGGAUCAUCACUUGUUCUCUCAUUGCAAGGAUAUCUACUAUGUGAGUGAAGCAGACAAGAGGAGCUGGCAAUAUCUGACAAGGGAUAAAUACCCAAAGCCUCUUAUUUUCCAUGAUGGUAGAUUGGUUCUCAAACCUACCCCACUUAAUUCCUUAGCUGUAUUCAUGUGGGAUCCAUUUGGUUUCUUCCUUGCUAUAAUCAGAGGCAUCAUUGGUGUUGCAUUACCCUAUAGGGUUGGAGGUCCUCUUUUAGCCCUUCUUGGUUUGAGACUUAACUUAUCAAGACCAAAUUCAAUGCCAUCUUCAACCACCAACAACAAUCAAAAUGGUCAACAGCAGAAGAAGAAAAAAGGUGUUCUUUAUGUGUGCAACCAUAGAACUUUACUAGACCCACUUUACUUAUCAGCAGCAUUAUGUACACCCAUAACUGCUAUUACAUACAGCUUAAGUAGACUAUCUGAAAUUUUGUCACCCAUCAAGACAGUGAGAUUUACGAGAGACAGGGUUAAAGAUGCAAAUAUGAUGGAAAAAUUAUUAAGUCAAGGUGAUCUCAUUGUUUGCCCUGAAGGUACUACAUGCAGAGAGCCAUAUCUACUUAGAUUCAGUCCUCUAUUUGCUGAAAUGAGUGAUCAAAUUGUACCUGUUGCUAUGGAUGCUCAUGUUAGUAUGUUCUAUGGAACUACUGCUGGUGGUCUGAAAUGUUUAGACCCACUUUUCUUCUUGAUGAACCCGCAUCCAUAUUACACUGUCCGGUUACUCGACACAGUUGCCGGUGCAUCAUCGCCGUUAUCACUGUCGACCUGCAAGAAUCAAAAUGCUGAACAUGAAGCAUCAAAAUUUAAAAUAGCUAACCAUGUUCAGGAGGAACUUGGUAAAGCAUUAGGGUUCGAAUGUACUAAACUUACUAGAAAAGAUAAGUACUUGAUAUUGGCAGGGAAUGAAGGAAUAGUCAAACAUCAAUGA
Messenger RNA from Papaver somniferum (opium poppy), 1668 nucleotides. RefSeq names its product probable glycerol-3-phosphate acyltransferase 3. The transcript is spliced from 2 exons. Bases 1 to 1668 code for a protein of 555 amino acids. The record is from RefSeq and is a predicted model, not a curated record. Gene Ontology annotation, molecular function: glycerol-3-phosphate 2-O-acyltransferase activity; phosphatase activity. Lineage: Eukaryota; Viridiplantae; Streptophyta; Magnoliopsida; Ranunculales; Papaveraceae. Gene Ontology annotation, cellular component: membrane. Gene Ontology annotation, biological process: cutin biosynthetic process.